This is a messenger RNA of Octodon degus (degu), 3119 nucleotides long. It is a transcript of the gene Castor1, whose product is annotated as cytosolic arginine sensor for mTORC1 subunit 1. Gene Ontology annotation, cellular component: cytosol. The transcript has 9 exons. The record is from RefSeq and is a predicted model, not a curated record. Bases 1659 to 2651 code for a protein of 330 amino acids. Gene Ontology annotation, biological process: negative regulation of TORC1 signaling; cellular response to L-arginine. Gene Ontology annotation, molecular function: arginine binding. NCBI's taxonomy places the organism in Eukaryota, Metazoa, Chordata, Mammalia, Rodentia, Octodontidae.
CCUGGGAGAGGCCCCCCUUCUGCUGAGGAAGCAGCUUUUCCAGUCAAACAAUAGCUGCUGUUCCUGGCAGGGGACCAAGCUGGGCCUAGGCCACAGGGGGAGGGGGCAGUGGAUUGAGAGAGAAGCGGAGCCUCCCUGCGAGCUUUUAGGCAUCCUCUGGGCCUAAAGCACUGUUUUCUGCUUCAGCUGGGGACACAGGCCUAAGAAAGUGAAUGGUCAUAGGAGACUUAAGACAGACCAUCCACUUCUUCCCGUCCGGUGGCUUCCCACCCUAACCUGCACCUGCCAUGGAGGAGCACAGCUUUUGAGAAAUACCCCUACUUCCCCCAGUCCUCCCGGGGACAGGCCAGGAUGUGGGGCUGCAUGUAGUGUUCCAUGGGAAUCCCAAGAGGUCUGGGAUGGGGCUUAGCCAGGCUUCCAUCUGUCUGUUGUGGAGGCUCCAGAGCAGGCAGGUCCCAUCACGCUGGAGACCUGCCUACCCUACUUGGUUCCGAGCCUUAGAUCUGAGGCCUAAGGAUACUUGGGCCAGAUCUAGGCCCUCUGGAGCAUGCUUGGUCCUGUCAUGGAGUCAACAUGGGCUUGCUGAUGCCUGCUCAGCCUUGGAGUCUUCUCAGACCUUUGGGAGGCUGGGUAAGAUCUUGUCUGCCAGAUGGGGUACUCCCAGGGCCUGAAGCCACUUCAGAUGUACUGAGGCCAGUUGAGUUCUGCUAACCAUCACAGGCUUUGGGGCAGCCUCUGAGGAACUUGAAUCUCUGGCCUGAGGUCUGAGUACUGAGUAAGGCUGACUGCAUGGUCCUGUCCCUUAAAGCCUGGUCCUGAGUGUUCCUAGCCCAAGCACUUGUCGAGUUGGUUUGUAUUGAGGGACCUCAAGCUCAGGCCCAGGCCACCUUCAGUUCCCAGCCAUUCAUUGUGUUGCUCAGAAAGAGGUGACUAAGACUCACAUCUCUGAGGUUAGGCGCUUUCUACAAUGGAAUUGGGUGAAAAACAGGGCCACUCAGGCCUGGUCAGUGCCCAGUCGCAAAGUGGGAAGAGGUAUCAAUACCAAUCCUGGGCACGCCUUGCGUUGGGGAUGCCACCUCAACUCUGGCGGCCCUACCCCCGCACAGCCAUUACAGCAAGAACCUUGAAGAGUAAAACGUAGGGUCACUGGGGUUCCACGCUCCAGGGGCUCAGGCCAACAUUCCGCCCAGUUUCAGUUCUUUGGUAGGCUUUUUUCAGGAUUUCAUUCUGUCCAAGUGUGUACCUGAGGGAGGAACGUGACCCCUGCUUCCGGUACGCACCUGAACCCAGGGUGGCGCGAGUCCUGCGGAAGGGCGGAGCCUGGAGAAGUCCAAAGGCUUUAGGGUCCCGCUGUGGUUCCCGACCCAGGACUAGCCGGGUGGAGCCUUCCGGGGUGGGGCUAAACGGGUUGGUAGGAGUGGGGCGGAUUUCUGAAGUUGGAAGGAGGCGUAGCCAACUCGCAUUGGUCGUGGGCCCAGCGGGGCGUGGCCAUCAAGGAGCCAGACGUCUGUCUGGGCGCCGGGUGGGACUGGUCCGCGGCGUAGCGGGCUGCGUGGACGCAAUCUUACCGCGGCUCCUUUAAAUCCCGGGCGCCACCCCGCCGCCCCGCCUCCCGCCUGGGUUUAGCUAGCGGCCAGGCCCCCGCCGCACGGACCGCGAUGGAGCUGCACAUCCUAGAGCACCGGGUGCGGGUGCUGAGUCUCGCCCGCCAGGGUCUCUGGCUCUACACCCACCCGCUCAUCAAACUGCUUUUCCUGCCCCGCCGCAGCCGGUGCAAGUUCUUCAGCCUGACCGAGACCCCCGAGGAUUACACGCUCAUGGUGGACGAGGAGGGCUUUAAAGAGCUGCCCCCCUCCGAGUUCCUGCAAGUGGCUGAUGCCACGUGGCUUGUGAUGAACGUGUCCUCUCAUAGCGGUGGGGCAGUGCAGGCUGCUGGGGUCACCAAGAUCGCGCGCUCUGUUAUCACGCCGCUGGCGGAGCACCACGUGUCUGUGCUGAUGCUGUCCACUUACCAGACGGACUUCAUCCUGGUGCGGGAGCAGGACCUGUCCGUGGUGAUCCAUACUUUGGCCCAGGAGUUCAACAUUUACCGCGAGGUGGGCGGGGAGCCUGUGCCCGUUGCUAGGGAUGAUUCCAGCAAUGGCUUUCCUCGAACCCAGCAUGCAGGGCCCAGUCCCACGGUGCAUCCCAUUCAGAGCCCGAAGAACCGCUUCUGUGUCCUCACAGUGGACCCCGAGACGCUGCCAGCCAUUGCUACCACCCUCAUCGAUGUCCUCUUCUACUCACACAGUGCCCCCAAAGAGGCGGCUUCGGGCAGCCCUGAACCCAGCUCCAUUCCGUUCUUCGCCUUUUCCCUUAUUGAGGGAUACAUCUCCAUCGUCAUGGAUGCUGAGACACAGAAAAAGUUCCCCAGUAACCUCCUGCUGACCAGUUCUUCUGGGGAGCUUUGGAGGAUGGUGCGCAUUGGUGGACAGCCCCUGGGCUUCGAUGAAUGUGGGAUUGUUGCCCAAAUUGCUGGUCCCCUGGCUGCUGCUGACAUCUCUGCCUACUACAUCAGCACUUUUAACUUUGAUCACGCUCUGGUGCCUGAGGAUGGCAUCAGCAGUGUCAUCACUGUCCUCCAGCGAAGGCAGGAAGGCCUGGGCUCCUGAGGCUUGGAAGGAUCAGAGCUGGUGCCUGCCUCUGUCACCGGUGGACUUCCAGAGACUUCUUUAAGCUAUUUCCUCAGCCUCUGGCCACUGCCUGGGAACCCCACAUUCUUCCCUCUAUGUAAGCUGCAAGAGGCACCACUCUUUCAUGGACAUGCAUGCGUGCCUCCAGCCGGAGUGGGCAGGUGCUGGCCCAUGUGUGUCUGCCCAUGCAGGGGGGAACACGGUGCUCGGGGCCUGAGCCCCAAACCCAUCACUCCCCAUGCGGCCUCAGCAUUUGCACAAUCCCUGCCUGAGGCCCGAGCCAUUCCCCUCCUGCUCCCUGGGGCCUGCUGCCCUCCAGGAGGGCUGCGAUCCUUCUGUCUGACCAGGGUGACUUCCUGGCCAGGCAAGUCCUGACAGUGCCUCCCAAGAAAAGUAUUUUUACACCUCUUUCUUCUCACUGAGUAUUAAUAAAGAACUUUAUAUUGA